UCUUGAACUCACAAUAAAAAGGCCUUCACUUCUCCCACUCCAAGUCUCCUUACAAAUAAGAGCUCAACUUCUAUUCUACUAAAUUAUUUAGCUAACUCAGCUGAUAGCUAGUAGAAAUUAAAUAAGCACAGAGCCAUGAGACCUACUUCCAAAGCUUUUCUUCUACUUGUUCUAUUUUUCAUCUUUGUGUCAUCAGGUAGUGUUGAAGGCUUGGGCAAUGGCGCAAACCGCAUUUACAAACUUCAAAAGAAGAAUGGUCUGAGAGAAAUACCAAGAAAGCUAAUGAUGCUGGAUCCAGUGUUAGAUUAUGACUAUGCAGGACCUAAUCCCAGGCAUGAUCCCGGUAGAAAGAGAGGUCACCCUUGAAGACUAUUAUUAUAUGCCAGAUGCUAUAUUAAUAUUGCUACUCUAGCUUAUAUAUGGAGAUUUUGAUUGAAAUAUCAAUUCCACUAGUAGAAUAUCAUGUAAUGCCUUUGUUGCAUAAUAAGAAUAGCAAUAGUCCUUUUGUGAUGUUGCUGAGUUUUGGCUAGUGCCUCUCUGUUAUGUAAGCCAGAUAGUAGUACUAUAUGUUAUGUUGUUUGAGUUUUGAAACACUUCAGAGUGCAAACUAGUGAAAUAAAGAAGUGGAUUAGAAA
Lycium barbarum (goji berry) is the source of this 635-nucleotide messenger RNA. RefSeq lists its product as uncharacterized. Lineage: Eukaryota; Viridiplantae; Streptophyta; Magnoliopsida; Solanales; Solanaceae. The record is from RefSeq and is a predicted model, not a curated record. The transcript has 3 exons. Bases 136 to 366 code for a protein of 76 amino acids.